Nicotiana attenuata is the source of this 1649-nucleotide messenger RNA. Its product is annotated as alkaline/neutral invertase CINV2-like. The coding region runs from base 189 to 1634 and encodes 481 amino acids. Gene Ontology annotation, biological process: sucrose catabolic process. The record is from RefSeq and is a predicted model, not a curated record. NCBI's taxonomy places the organism in Eukaryota, Viridiplantae, Streptophyta, Magnoliopsida, Solanales, Solanaceae. The transcript has 4 exons. Gene Ontology annotation, molecular function: sucrose alpha-glucosidase activity; endo-alpha-N-acetylgalactosaminidase activity.
GCAGCUUUCCACUAAAUGUUUUUUUUUUUUUUUCUCUUCUCUCUCCAGUGCUACUUACACUCUCUCUCACUUCCUAUUUUCCGGCUAUCUCGCCGGAUUCGGGCCUCCAUUAUUUCCGGUGGAUAAACCCCUUCUCCUUUUUCUCCCAGCUAAGAAUACUUGUUUGAGUUGAAGGGUUAGGACUGAACAUGGAAGGAACUGGACUGAGAAGUGUGGGUUCACACUGCUCCAUCUCUGAGAUGGAUGAUUAUGAUCUCUCUAAGCUUCUUGACAAGCCAAGGCUAAACAUUGAGAGACAGAGAUCUUUUGAUGAGAGGUCUCUCAGUGAGUUAUCCAUAGGCCUAAGCAGAGGAUUAGAUAAUUAUGAGAGUGCUUACUCGCCAGGAAGGUCUGCCUUGGACACCCCAGCUUCAUCGGCACGGAACUCUUUUGAGCCCCAUCCAAUGGUUGCUGAAGCAUGGGACGCUCUCCGCCGUUCUUUGGUUCACUUUCGAGGCCAACCAGUUGGUACAAUUGCUGCUGUUGACCAUGCCUCUGAGGAAGUCCUCAAUUAUGAUCAGGUUUUUGUUCGAGAUUUUGUUCCUAGUGCUUUGGCCUUCCUGAUGAAUGGAGAGCCAGAUAUAGUUAAAAACUUCCUGUUGAAGACACUUCAGCUUCAAGGAUGGGAGAAAAGAGUAGAUAGAUUUAAGCUGGGGGAAGGAGUUAUGCCUGCUAGUUUCAAGGUUCUUCAUGAUCCAGUUCGUAAGACUGAUACAAUAAUGGCAGAUUUUGGGGAGAGUGCAAUUGGAAGAGUAGCUCCAGUUGAUUCUGGAUUUUGGUGGAUAAUUCUUCUCCGUGCAUACACAAAAUCUACCGGAGACGUCAGUCUUGCUGAAACUCCCGAGUGCCAAAGGGGAAUGAGGCUUAUAUUGAGCUUAUGUUUGUCCGAAGGAUUUGAUACAUUUCCUACUUUGCUCUGUGCUGAUGGAUGCUCAAUGAUUGAUAGAAGAAUGGGAGUAUAUGGUUAUCCUAUUGAGAUCCAAGCACUCUUCUUUAUGGCACUGAGAAGUGCUUUGGCAAUGAUGAAGCACGACACAGAAGGGAGCGAAUUUAUUGAGAGAAUAGUGAAGCGUCUACAUGCCUUGAGUUAUCACAUGAGAAGUUAUUUCUGGCUUGAUUUCCAACAAUUAAAUGACAUAUACCGCUAUAAAACUGAAGAAUAUUCUCAUACUGCAGUAAAUAAGUUCAAUGUUAUCCCUGAUUCAAUCCCAGAAUGGGUAUUUGAAUUUAUGCCAACACGUGGCGGUUACUUUAUCGGGAAUGUUAGUCCAGCAAGGAUGGACUUCAGAUGGUUUGCUUUAGGAAACUGUAUUGCCAUCUUGUCCUCCCUUGCCACUCCCGAGCAGGCUUCCGCUAUUAUGGAUCUCAUAGAAGCACGCUGGGACGAGCUAGUAGCAGAGAUGCCUUUAAAAAUAUCUUAUCCAGCACUAGAAAAUCAUGAAUGGCGACUUAUAACUGGUUGUGAUCCCAAGAAUACCAGGUGGAGUUACCAUAAUGGAGGAUCUUGGCCAGGUUCUUCCUUCAGCUCUUCACUUGAUUUUUUUACUAACUUUAACGAUUUCUUAUUAAGAAAGAAAAAGGAAUGUAGAGCAUGAAUUAGAUGAUCAUAA